AUGCUUGGUAAAUCAUCUGGUUUCACAGCGUUGAUAAAGAAGGAAAUUCCCGAUAUCAUAAUCACUCAUUGUUUUCUUCAUCGGCACGCUUUGGCAUCAAAAACUCUACCAACCAAUUUCAAAGAAGUUAUGACGACUGCAGUCAAAGUUGUAAAUUUCAUCAGAGCUAGAGCCUUACAUCACCGACUUUUCAAAGUUUUAUGUCAAGAAAUGGGAUCUGAACACGAAGUUCUUCUUUAUUACACAGAAGUGCGUUGGCUUUCCAGAGGACAAGUUAUGAAACAAAGGCAAAGUUCACUCUCAAAAUAUUUUGAUAGUAUUGAGUUCGUUCAUGGAUUGGCCUAUUUAACAGACAUUUUUAGUCAUUUGAACGAAGUAAAUAUAUCGAUUCAAGGAAAAGAAGUAACAAUUAUGGACGUGCCCGAAAAAAUAAACGCAUUUGUUAGUAAAAUUUCCCUGUGGAAAAGAAGACUUCAAUCGGAAAAUUUACCGAACUUUCCAACAAUUGAACAGGAGCUAUCAAAAAAUAAUAUUGCUUUAUCCAGUUCCAUGAAAGCGCAAAUUUGUGAACAUCUUGAUGUGCUCGAAAAUUCAUUUGGCAAUUAUUUCGAUUUUACAUUUUCGAAAUCAGAAAUAUGGUUACGCAAUCCUUUUCUCGUGGACUUAAAUACAAUUGAUGAUUCAGAUCUCGUUAAAGAUGAACUAAAUGAUUUAAGAUCAAAAGAAAUGGCACGCCACGACUUUCAAACAAAAAAUCUAAUCGAAUUUUGGUGUUCGUUGACGAUGGCUUAUCCACGAGCUGUAUCCACGGCAAUGAAAUUUUUGAUUCCAUUCGCUACUACCUAUCUUUGUGAGUCUGGAUUUUCCACAAUGGUCACAAUUAAAACUAAAUCAAGAAAUCGAUUGGACAUUAAGGACGAUAUGCGCGUUGCUCUGUCCAAUACGGUCCCAGAUUUCAAGGCAAUAUUGCAAUCAAAACAACAACAAAUGUCACAUUAG
Metopolophium dirhodum (rose-grain aphid) is the source of this 999-nucleotide messenger RNA. RefSeq names its product protein FAM200C-like. Bases 1 to 999 code for a protein of 332 amino acids. Lineage: Eukaryota; Metazoa; Arthropoda; Insecta; Hemiptera; Aphididae. The record is from RefSeq and is a predicted model, not a curated record. The transcript is spliced from 2 exons. Gene Ontology annotation, molecular function: protein dimerization activity.